Messenger RNA from Lucilia cuprina (Australian sheep blowfly), 2950 nucleotides. RefSeq names its product endoplasmic reticulum metallopeptidase 1. The transcript has 11 exons. Bases 197 to 2791 code for a protein of 864 amino acids. NCBI's taxonomy places the organism in Eukaryota, Metazoa, Arthropoda, Insecta, Diptera, Calliphoridae. The record is from RefSeq and is a predicted model, not a curated record. Gene Ontology annotation, molecular function: metalloexopeptidase activity. Gene Ontology annotation, biological process: proteolysis.
UUAAACGUUUAGAAAAAUAGUGUAAUUAAGAAAAUAUAUACGAAAAAUAAAAAAUCCUUAAAGGAUUUAAAACUCUAGACUAAACUAAACGUUUUGUCUGGGUGGAGUUAAAAAAGUCGGUAGCGGAUUUUAUGCAAUUUUUUCACGCGUUAUAUUCCGAUUUAAAGGAUAAUUAUAGUGAUUUGUGACAGCAAUAAUGGGUUUCAAAUCAAAAUAUCAUAUAGAUGUUGACUUUGAAGUGCCGAAAAAGAUCAAUUGGUAUUAUGCCCCCAUAUUUGGAGCAUUUUGGUUUAUACUUUAUCUCUCGGUGGUGGUCUCACAAAUCGAUCAUUUACCCACUGCUUUAAAUCGCAAGGAUGAGGAAAAGCAUACGGAUAGAUUUAUAGCUGAACGUGCUGAAUUGGUGUUGAUAGGUUUAGCGCGUAUCGGUCCCAAAGUGGUGGGCAGUGUGGCCAAUGAAGUCACAGCAGUGGAGUUUUUAUUAAAUGAAAUUGCCAAAAUACAACAACAGGCUAGUGAUUAUUUUGAAUUUGAAGUUGAUGUACAGGAAGCCACUGGCAACUAUAUGCAUUGGUCCAUGGUCAAUAUGUAUCAGUCUAUACAAAAUGUGGUGGUUAAAAUGAGUGCCAAAAAUUCGACUAGUAAUCAUUAUCUAUUGAUUAACAGUCAUUAUGAUAGUGUACCUGGUAGUUCGGGUGCUGGUGAUGAUGGUUCUAUGGUGGCUGUUAUGUUGGAAGUUAUGAGGGUUCUUGCAAAGUCUCAGGGCCCUUUAAAACAUCCUAUAGUGUUUUUGUUUAAUGGUGCGGAAGAAAAUCCUUUACAGGCCUCUCAUGCUUUUAUAACACAACAUAAAUGGGCCGAUAAUUGCAAAGCUUUGGUGAAUUUGGAUGCUGCUGGCAAUGGUGGCCGUGAAAUUUUGUUUCAAUCUGGUCCUGAAAAUCCCUGGUUAAUGAGAUAUUAUCGUAAUGUUCCCCAUCCUUUUGCUACAACAUUGGGCGAGGAAAUGUUUCAGGCUGGUUUUAUACCUUCCGAUACCGACUUUCGUAUAUUCCGUGAUUUUGGCUCUGUUCCUGGUCUCGAUAUGGCUUACAUGUUUAAUGGUUAUGUAUAUCAUACCGAAUACGAUCGUGUUAACAUUGUGCCCAAAGAAUCUUUGCAAAAUACUGGUGAUAACGUUUUAGUUCUAGCCAAGGGCAUAGCAAAUGCCCCAGAAAUGGAUGAUCCUGAAAAUCCGGACAAUACCGAAGGACAUGUUGUAUUCUACGAUUUCAUGGGUUGGUUCAUAGUAUUUUAUACCGAAAGCACGGGUGUUAUUAUCAAUGUGGUAGUGUGUGUCAUAGCAGUGGCUGCUAUAGGCGUUUCCCUAUUCUUUAUGUCCGCCAGAUCGGGUCUGUCAUGGCUGGCUGUUUUAAAACGUUAUGCUAUUGCCUUUGCCAUACAAAUGGUUUCAUUGUGUUUGGCAGCAGGUUUAACUGCUUUAAUAGCUUUCUUUCUGGAUGGUGUAGGACGUUCUAUGACUUGGUAUUCGGAAUAUUGGUUGCUAAUUGGUUUAUUCUAUUGUCCCAUGUUCUUCGGUAUGGCCAUAUUGCCAGCAUGCUAUUUGGAAAAGACUAAAAGGGAUACCCUCAGUUUGGGUUUUCGCAUCCAGUUGUUUAUGCACUCCCAUUGUUUGUUUUUGAUUAUCCUAACUAUAGUUCUCACCAGUAUGGGCAUACGCUCCUCGUUUAUGUGCAUGAUGGCGGUUCUAUUCGAUAUUGCUGCUUUAAUUAUUAAUUUAAUUACUAAAUGGCAUCGUAAAGCCUAUUGGUUUGCUAUAGCUGCUAUGAUUUGCCAGAUCUUACCUUUCCUUUACUAUACGUCGAUAGCUUAUGCUUUAUAUAUAACCUUCAUACCCAUGACUGGUCGCCAGGGUUCUGAGUCUAUUCCCGAUUUGUUUAUGGCUGGUAUAGCGGUGUUCAUGACUGUGCAAUUUGCCGGUGUUAUCAUGCCUCUCUUUUUGUUCUUCCGUAAGACUCGCACAAUCAUUUGCACAUUCCUGCUGAUAACAAUAGUGACCAUAAUUAUUGCUGUUACACCAGCCGGCUUUCCCUAUAAACCAAAAACUGCUGCCCAAAGAUUUCAAUUACUGCAUGCUUCACGUACUCUGCAUGAUGCCAAUGGCAAUGUGAGACUUAAUCAAGCGGGAGUAUAUGUUUAUCCUCAAGAUCGUCGUAUAGAUAGUGUAGAUGAGUACAUUAAGGAUAUCGGUGAAAAACAUAAAGUAAGCGAAUAUUGUGAAGCGGACAUGUUUUGCGGUAUGCCCCUAUACAAUCACAGAUGGCAUAAAGCUAGAGAAAACAGUUUCUGGAUACCUAUCGAUGAAUUUCCCAUACUACCGGGCUCUAAACCCCAACUGACCUUAAAAUCUCUCACUGAUUCAGACACGCCCAGCCAAAAACGUUUUGAGUUUGAAUUACAAGGACCAGAUCAUAUGACCAUUUUUAUAGAUGUAAAAGAUGAAGCAAAUAUAAUCAAUUGGUCCUUUAAUGAAACCAUGAUUAAAGAAAAAUGGCAACCACCUUAUUUUAUUUACUUUUCCUAUGGCAAAGACAGUCGAGCCUUAGUCUUUACAAUAGAUGUAGAGAAAUCAUCUGAAAACUUUAAUACUCCUACUUUAGAAAUAGGCAUUGGUGGCCAUUGGAUACAUCACGAUACUCAGCGUACGGAAAAAUAUCAAAAACUUAUUGAUGGUUUUCCAGAACAUACCACUAUUAGCGAUUGGGUAGCCUCCUACGAAAGUUGGUUGUUCUAAAUGUUUCUGAGACGUAAAACCUACUCGAAAAUUUUAUCAUAAUUUUUAUUUAUAAGUUUUCUUAUUAAUUGUAUAUAAACGAUUUUAAAUAAAAUUUAAGAAAAAUUUAAUUAGCAAUUAGUUUUAAGUGAUAUUGUAAUGAACAUUUUUAAUGUUAAU